Messenger RNA from Helianthus annuus (common sunflower), 2362 nucleotides. RefSeq names its product cellulose synthase-like protein G2. The record is from RefSeq and is a predicted model, not a curated record. Gene Ontology annotation, cellular component: plasma membrane; trans-Golgi network. Lineage: Eukaryota; Viridiplantae; Streptophyta; Magnoliopsida; Asterales; Asteraceae. The transcript has 7 exons. Gene Ontology annotation, biological process: cellulose biosynthetic process; plant-type primary cell wall biogenesis. Gene Ontology annotation, molecular function: cellulose synthase (UDP-forming) activity; mannan synthase activity. Bases 57 to 2222 code for a protein of 721 amino acids.
ACCACUAUCCAUCCUUCAUUCCAAAUAAAACUUAUCAAACAACCACCAGGUAAACAAUGGCAGCUGCCGCCGGAGUACUAUUUUCCGACCGCCACACCACCACCAUCUCUCUAAACACAUGCACCGUUCAACAACCACAAGCCACCGCCCAAAGGAUCCACAUCCUCUUCCACUUGACAGCCACACUAGCCAUCUUGUACUACAGGUUCACCACCUUAUUCAGCGGUGGUGACGUGCCCACUUUACCAUGGGCACUGGUCACCGCCGCCGAGGUGAUCUUCACCUUCAUUUGGUUCCUCACACAGGCUUUUCGGUGGCGUCCAGUGGCUCGAGGUGUGUCCCUUCGAAACCUCCCGGACGACACCGAACUGCCUGGUGUGGACGUGUUCAUCUGCACCGCCGACCCCAGUAAGGAGCCGACGGUGGAGGUUAUGAACACGGUCCUGUCCGCCAUGGGACUAGAUUACCCGCUAGAUAAACUGGCGGUGUAUCUGUCUGAUGACGGCGGUGCGCCGUCCACGCUUUAUGCUAUGAAGGAAGCUUGCUCUUUUGCAAAGAGUUGGCUACCGUUUUGUAGGAAAUAUGGGAUCAAAAGUAGGUGUCCGGAGUGGUUUUUUUCGACUUAUGGUCAUGAUGAAUUGCUUUUUAGAACGGAUGAGUUUGAAGCAGAUGAAGAGAAAAUGAAGUUAGCAUAUGAACAAUUCAAAGACAACGUUGAGCGAAGAACCAAUGGAGCUACGGUUGUCAACGAUAGGCCACCAUGUGUUGCGAUAAUACAUGACAACCAAAAGCAAAGGAACGGGGACGACCAAGUUCAAAUGCCUCUUUUGGUCUAUGUAUCACGGGAAAAAAGACCAUCUCUUCCUCAUCGUUUCAAAGCCGGUGCUCUAAAUGCUCUUCUUCGUGUUUCCGGAGUUUUGAGCAACGCUCCAUACAUGCUUGUGUUGGAUUGCGACAUGUAUUGCAAUGAACCAUCAUCCGCGAAACAAGCAAUGUGCUUCCAUCUUGAUCCAAAGCUUUCUAGUUCCCUAGCAUUCGUCCAAUACCCACAAAUUUUCUAUAAUGUUAGCCAAAAAGACAUAUAUGAUGGCCAAGCAAGAUCUGCAUACAAGACAAAAUAUCAAGGAAUGGAUGGAAUUGGAGGCACAGUUUGUUCAGGAACAGGUUAUUACUUGAAGAAAAAAGCCUUGUAUGGAUCUCCUAAUCAACAAGAUGAACAUCUCUUGAAUCCAAAAGAGAGCUUUGGUGAUUCAACCAAGUUCAUAGAUUCAUUAAAUCAUACGGAAAACGAAGAUAACCAAUCCGACCAAUUCACCACCGCCAUUUUAGAAGAGACCAAGAAGCUCGCUUCUUGCUCAUACGAAGACAACACCAAAUGGGGUAAACAAAUUGGUUACUCAUAUGAAUCAUUGUUGGAGAGUAGUUUCACAGGUUAUCUGUUGCACACAAGAGGAUGGAAGUCGGUGUAUCUAUAUCCUAAGAGAGCAUGUUUCCUUGGUUCCACCACCAUCGACAUGAAAGACGCCAUGGUUCAGCUCAUGAAAUGGUCAUCUGGUUUGCUUCAAGUUGGUCUAUCCCGGUUCAACCCUUUGGUCUAUGGGAUGUCCAGAAUGUCAAUCCUUCAAAGCAUGUGUUAUGCAUACUUCAUGUUCACACCAUUUUUGUCCAUUGCAUUUCUGCUCUAUGGCACCAUACCGCCAUUGUGCUUUCUUAAUGGUGUCCCAUUGUAUCCCACGGCUUCAGAUCCAUGGUUUAAAGUGUUUGCCGUGGUCUACGUUUCUUCACUUUUGCAACAUUUGUACGAAGUGGUGUCGAGCGAUGGAUCAUUAACGACAUGGUGGAACGAACAAAGGAUCUAUUUCAUAAAAUGCGUCAGCGCGUUGUUGUUUGGUUGUCUUGAUGUGAUGAUGAAGUCAUUUGGGAUGGUGAAAGCUAAUUUCAGACUGACAAACAAAGUGGUUGAUCGAGAAAAGCUAGAAAGAUAUGAGAAUGGUACGUUUGAUCUUGAAGGUGCGAAGAUGUUCAUGAUACCAUUAACGGUCAUGGUGUUGCUGAAUGUGGUAUGUUUCGUUGGGGGCAUCAAGCGAGUCAUAAGCAACAACAAUCUUGAUGAGAUGUUUGCUCAGGUUUUCAUGUCGUGGACAACUCUAUUAUUCAGUUAUCCGAUCCUGAAGGGGCUUGUACCAAACAAGACCAAAAGUAAGAAUAUUAAAACUAACUGAGCAAAACUAUCAUGUAAAGUUCUUACGUUUAUGGUCGUGAGUUCAUUUAUGAUUCUCGGAUAUAAUAAAAGAACAAAGAACAUAGUGAACUCGUCUGUAUAAUAUUAAGAGUUAAGUAUACGGGUGAUUCUUGUGGUUUA